Messenger RNA from Colletotrichum orchidophilum, 594 nucleotides. Its product is annotated as RNA polymerase III subunit Rpc25. Gene Ontology annotation, cellular component: RNA polymerase III complex. Bases 1 to 594 code for a protein of 197 amino acids. NCBI's taxonomy places the organism in Eukaryota, Fungi, Ascomycota, Sordariomycetes, Glomerellales, Glomerellaceae. The record is from RefSeq and is a predicted model, not a curated record. The transcript has 4 exons. Gene Ontology annotation, biological process: DNA-templated transcription; transcription initiation at RNA polymerase III promoter.
AUGUUCAUUCUGACCAAAAUUGCGGACCUGGUCGAAAUCGCACCAGAGGACUUCCGCAAGAAGAGCAAAGCCGCCAUUGAGGACAACAUCAAUGCCAAGUACGCCAACAAGGUCAUACAGAAGAUUGGACUUUGCAUUUGCCUGUACGAUCUUUUAUGGACCUCUGAAGGUCUCAUCGGCCAUGGUACUGGCCUCGUCAAUGUCAAUGUGGAGUUCAGGCUCAUCGUCUUCAGGCCUUUCAAGGGCGAGGUUAUGAUUGGUAGAAUCAGAAGUUCCACGCCAGCCGGCAUUAACUUGAGAACCGACUUCUUCGAUGACAUCUUCAUCCCCUUCGAUGAGCUUCCCGAGGGUGCCGAGUUCAACCAUUCAGAACAGCUUUGGAUCUGGAACAUUGAAGACGACAGACUCUUCUACGAUAAUCACGAAAUGGUGAGGUUUCAGGUCAUUGAUGAGGAAUGGCAUGAUCAGACGCCCGCGGGACCGAGCCAGGGUGAGGAGGUCGCUCCGCCGAAGCCGCCCUACAAGGUGAAGGGCACAAUGGCCAUGGAGGGACUUGGGGUAUGCCUUUGGUGGGACGGACAGGGCGGCGAGUAG